Folsomia candida is the source of this 7687-nucleotide messenger RNA. RefSeq lists its product as uncharacterized. NCBI's taxonomy places the organism in Eukaryota, Metazoa, Arthropoda, Collembola, Entomobryomorpha, Isotomidae. The transcript is spliced from 4 exons. The coding region runs from base 162 to 7220 and encodes 2352 amino acids. The record is from RefSeq and is a predicted model, not a curated record.
UAAUAACGGGAUGCGAAACUGCCACGUCGUCAAAUCAAAUUUCAACCUGGGAUGAAUACCAGUACAUAAAAUUAGCAAGCAAAGCACCUUAAAUCUCUUGCAAAUAUUUGAAAGAAUUUGACCUUGUGUGACCUUGUCCUCACGGGAAAAGUAGGUGAAUCAUGGCUCCUGGAAAACUGAACACUUCCACGAUGGAGGGAACGACCCUCACUUUACCAAAAAUGCAGGACUGGAACGUUCAAAUAGGAGACUUAUUUAAUUGCCGAACUUCAAAACCCGUUCUAGAUGUUAACAUCUUCAAAGAAGAUCAGAUAAGAAACGAAGAGUUUUUGGAAGUCGUUCCAGUCCACGAUAUGAAGUACACGCUGUCUCGAGUAGGGGACACGAAUGGGAAAUCGGAAAUUUUGGAUAUUUCGGUCGAAGUGAAGAUUGAACUUCCAUCUUUUUCAGUCGAAGGGGGCGUGUCUUUUCGAAAGGAGGAUUCCAAGGAGUUUGAAGAGGAACAGUUUUUCUGCCAGUACAAUGUUCAGACUUCCGUGCUCCGAACGAGGGCAUCCGUGCAAGACCCGCGAAAUGAGGAAAGGAUCAUAAAAGAGGAGGUCAAGGACAAAUAUAGUGACGGAAAAGAGGCGACGCAUUACGUUUCUGAGAUUCGAUAUGGUGGUUGGGCGACUGGGAUAUUCAGCCUGAAGAGCAAAAUGGACCAUAAACUUCUCGAUCUUAGUGGUUACGUUGGCGGUAUGGUCCCAGUGUUCGCAGGUGUAAACGUGGGUUUAAAGGCCAGCCUUGCCUUUAUGGAUCAAGACAGUUCGGGCCACUUUGAAAAGAAGGUCAAGAUCGAGUCCUUACCCGAUGUGGGAGAACAACCGCAAACAAUCGCCGAAAUGUUUGAAACAGUCGAAAGAAUCCCGGACAAGGUGGAUGGUGCAGUAGUUUACCCCUACCCUGGUGCGAGGGUAACAGGAGUCCCCAUUUCUUUCCGUCUUUCCCCCUUGCCCCUCCUAAUUCCCCUGGAUGACGAUUACGAAAAAUACGACCUGCUCGAGGCUGAACUUCUUAAAGAAAUCCAGGACAUGGUCUUCAGCUUGCGUGAUCACACGCAUGGAAAUAAUUACUACCAAUCCCUCAUUUGCGACCAAGACCCUCGGCUCGCGACCAUGUUUCCGGCCAAAGAUGAUGGCGAAGGGGAACUCAAUCCUUGGACGGAUGAUGUCGAUAAGCACCAGACAAAGCUGUUUGAGAAGGCGGAAGAACUAUCGCAACAAGCGACGGAGACUUUGGAGCUGUACAAGAACCGGAACGCGACCAUUGUAGAUCUCAAGAACAUUGUGGACUCGUACAACAAGUCCGACCUUUUUCCGCCCAAGGUGAAAAUCGCCGUGUUUGAUCAUGUUGCAGCAGGUAAAGAAAUUUUGAACACUCUUCGCCCCGCCGACGCCACCGUGGCGGGGCAGGCUGAGCUCUUCAUAUUCAGAAAAAAUCAAUGGGAGGAGUUUUUGGGGGAUAAUAUUGGGUUCAAAUUAGCCCUGACUACAGAAGGGGAUGCAGUUAGUGGCACUUUCAUCAAGCUUUAUUCCCUAACUGCGGCGCUAGUUAAAGAUCUGGGUUUCAAAGUCAGAGUGGCGGCACCCAAUAUUGUGCCAGGAUUAGGGUUUAGUUUAGGGCUAAAAAUUAAUUCAUUUCCGGUGCGAUAUUACACUGGGGAAGAGAUCGGAAAGAUUUUGGAGAUAUUGAAAGUCAUCGUGGAAGCAAAGUCGCGUCGCUAUGGCAACACGUCCAAGUUUUACUCCGUUCUCUCGACCCUAUUUUUUCAAGGGUCGGUAGAAAGAUGGAACUUGGACGAGUUGUACGAGUUGAUUUCUUCGUUCCAAGUGGAAUUUGACAAGUAUAGGUUGACUUGCACAAACACGUAUUUACAACUACUAGAAAUUUUGACGAGGGAAACUGAUGCAGAUUUCACGUUUGUUCUCACACCCCAAUUUAUUACAGGGAUGCGUGAUUGUGUGUUUUACUUCAAGGAAAUGAUGGGUAAAGUUAGAUCAGCUAAAAACACAGCGAUAAAUUUCCGAACAAUUGUGGCAUAUUUUGACACGCACGGCGAUGCGGGGGAGGGUCCCUCGCUGUACAUUUUGGAUAAGUACGGGGCCGUUGUGGCGGUGGCAUACGAUCAGUUGGACUUUCUCCUAGUAACACAUUAUCUAACUACCGGGCAAGGUGGGGCAUUAGGAGAAUCCUGCCUGUCGCCAAAAAUGAUGGGGCGGUCUCCUCUUGCCCCCAUCAAAAUUGACACUGGGUUAGAUUUGUACUCUAUUCUGGACGUGAGAGAGUUAUCCUUGUCCCUUCGUGAGUGUCCCUUCUUGUUGGAAGAGAAUGUCGCCCUUCACCAAACGUUUGUAGAGGCGGCAAAAGUCUUUAAGCUGGCAGCAUUUUCUACGAUGAGGGAAUUUGUGGGAUUUAUAGGGAUAAAACCUGCACAAUUUUACCACGGGAAGAUGGUCGCUCUUUUGAGUAAUUAUAAUUGGUCGGAACAACAUGGUUUCGGAGUGGGUGGAGAAGAUCCCAACUGGGGAGGACUGAAGGAAGAUUUGCUCAAAUUCCAGCUGGAAGUCGCUCCGGAAGAGGGUGAGGAGGAGGAAGUAGAUCCAGAUGCUUGGAAAUAUUUACAAGCUUUUAUCGACGCUGCGAACUAUGCGGCAGAGCAGGCGCAGGGAUUUAUUCGUACGUUGAAAACAAUCUUAGAAUUUUAUAUGGAACAGUUUUUCGGGGGAUUGGCCCGUGAGGACUCCCUCAAAACCGCCCUCGUAGAAAGUCUGAACCUCAUGGUUGAAGACGAGUACAAUCCAAAUUAUCUCAAUCAACUCCUCCAAUCUAUCCGCCUCCUUCAUUUGGCCCGUUUUAACGAAAACUACUUCAAGCUGUGGUCUGCUCUUGAUGGUUUAUGGAUAUUGAACAAUAUCGAAAAUCCUGCCGGUGUUUUAGGGGUACUUGAGAUUGUGGCGGGAUUUUCUCUCGAGGAGAAAGAGUGGGUCUGGAGCAAUCCAAAAUUCCAAAUUUGGUCGGGACUCUUCCUCCAGUCGAAAACCGUUGUGGCGAAAAUGUAUAAACUAUUCUGCUCAGAGGAGGACGGCGUCCCGCUCUAUUUUCCGAGUGAGCAUAGGCGCCAUCUCUUGGCGGUGGGUGGCUUGUUGAAGGAUCCGGUGCAAAAGUGGAGUCAGGAAUGGAACUCGGUUAAGGAAAUGGUGAAUGUUUUUGGGACGUUGCUAGUUAAACGGACUGUUCCCUCAGAUUUCAUUGCGGUUUUGGGAAGUAAUUUAAAGUCAAGGCCAGAACUGGAGGAUGCUUUGGCGGUUGGUGACGUACUCUUCUAUUGGGAUCGGGAAGAAAAGAUUUUUACGUGUGGGUGGGGGAUUAGCGAGAUUUCAGAGGCGUUUAAUGCUUUGCGGGGGAAAAGUGAGACGCUUAAAAACGUUAACCGCGGGGAUAGCCUUUCAAACAAAACUAGGCUAUUUGAGAAACCCCGCUUCCACCUCGAGGAGGAAGAAUCUUUCCUCCGGGUCAAUCGGACAUGGCGACGUUUCACAAAAUCUGGUCUUCUUCGCCUAAUGUCACAUUACAACUUUCACCAAGUCAGGGAACCUCGCCAAUUUUACGCUCCAAUCAUAAUGUUGGAUCCUCCUGCAAUCGAAAAUAUUGGUGACGCAGUUCUGAGUUAUGUUUGGGAUCAGGUAAAACAGGGAAACUCGUCCGUUCUUUUGAACGAGUGGAACGUUUUUCAAUACGUCGAUUAUCCAAUUAUAGACCAAUUUUACCCAGAGUUGAACUCCGAGUCUUUGACAAUUCCGGUAGAACAGAGUUAUAAAUCUGGAUGGAUAAAUUGGGCUCAUUUUCACUCGAAUCUUCCCAUUGGGAUGAUAUUUUCGCCAAGUUUGAGCUGCUUUGGGGGUCCAGUUUCCCACUCACGGGUCCCCCAAGGGGAUGACGAUGACUUUUAUGAAAGUGAAAGAGGCGACGCUACCAAAGCCUUUGUCCUGAAGAGGGCGAAUCUUCUCACUCUGCUUGUUACGAGUGCGUCAGAUCCCGCAGUCCGAUUCCAACUUUUUCACCUUUUGGCACAAAAAUCCCCAGAUUUGCACGCCUUGCCCUGGAUCAUUCCCGACAUUACGAAAGAAAAAGGGGAAGAAUUCUUCCUAGAUUUCUCCGAGACUUUGAAAUUACUAGAAAUGCGGGAAUAUUACGAGUCGCCGCCACACCCCCUGCGACAAAGUCGGCUCCUAAACCCACCUUACAAACUGAUCACUGCUUUGAGGGUGGGGCCCUUUGCAAAGUCAGCGUUUGGCAAGAGCACCAUUUUAAACGAGUCAAUGCUAUCACUGUGUAAAUUUUCGUCAAAAUUCGAACCAGGAUUUCAAAAUGGGGACCCAAUUGAUACAUCCGGUUUAGUAGAGUUGUCCUGGCUGUGCAAAUUUACAGCGGGGGAAAGUUUCUAUGAAAACGUGUUAAAAGCAUAUUUUGAGGAAUAUCAGAGAGAAAUGGUUCUAUUAGCAAAUGUGCAUGGCGAUGGGAUGGAACUUCAUCCCGAUUUGAUUGCAACCCUGAAGCGAAGUUCUGGGGCGUUUUUGUUGUUUUGGGGGUGUGGCUCGUGGAGAGAGAUGGCCACCUUGAAACCUGACGUAGAUCAGUUGCUUGGCAACGAGGUGAAAAUAUUCAACUUUGUCGUCGACCCGGACAACACGAUUCGAAAGAAUGUGGACCAAAGCUGCAUUAUCGAUACGACGAAAGGGGUCGACGAGUGGGGACCAGUUGUGGAGAGUAUGAUGACACACGUUUUGGACGGAAUGGAUGCCACGUUGAGAGAAGGUUAUUUCACAGACCAAAGUCCAAAACCUGGGGAAAGGUUGGUAAAUUUUAUCGAAAAUAAUACCAUCACGUCGGUGAGACAAAGUUUAAAGGGACAAAAUCACGGCCGGAAUUUUGUACUGAAUUCAAAUGAAAUUAGGGAUGAAGUUUUAUCCUUGUUUUUGGACGUUAUUCUUAUUCCCGAUGAGUUGGAAAGGGACCUAAUUUUGUGGCCUGUUUCUCAUCAGAUUGACAAUAUGUCUCAACUUUCUGGAAAAUCUGCCCUGUUAAAACUAUCAAAUUUGACUAUGGAUUCUUUCACCAAGGUUUCCGAUUCAAUUUCUGCUUCACAGCUAACCGCCGCGCUAAGGGCGGCAAGACACGAGUUAAAUUUGAGCACGUUAUCCCUCACGAAUUUAUUCCGGGAGUUAAAUCUUCACUAUGCAAAUGAUCCUUCAUCCCCAGAAGCAGUCUCGUACUACGCAGCCGUCCAAUCCAUUUUCAUGUCGGGUUAUCCACUAGAACUGAUAAACCUUAGCUUCACCGACACAUUUGACGAAUCCGUGGCGGCUUGUUUUGCUGCGGUGAAGGAUUUCAAGCUGAUGACCAUUUCCGCCAUUGGACCUCAAGGCAGCCGGAAGUCGGCCUUGUUAAACAAACUGUUUGGCCCGGCCUUUAAAGAGGGGAGUUUUGGCAGUGGGACGAACGGAGUCUCAAUGCGUCUCCUCCGGUUGGACGUCACCGAUAAACCGGAAGCUUUCGGUGACGUGGAUGCCAUCCUGCUCCUCGACACGGAAGGCUUCUCCCGUACGAGUAAUAUUUAUGACGGAGAAGCCGCCCGCUUGCAGAGACAGGUGGCCACGCUGGUGGUGACAAUGUCGGAUUUUUGUAUCCUGACUUCCGGCGGGGAUUCUGAGACGGAUUGGUUAUCUGAAUUGCGGGGAAUUUUGGAGAUUUCCUUCUUUGCGGAAUGUUCCCUCUUUGAGUCACCCUCAUUUCCAGACAUGAUUAUUGUCGAUGAUAUGAACACUGGGAGAGCUAUGUUGGACGGGGUUACACCGAAAGUACAGGAAAUGUUGGCCUCUGUGAGUAACCUCGUGUCGCUAUAUCCGAUCGAGGCUGACAUGAAAUAUCCUAUGAUCCAGAGAAUGAAGCAGAUUUACACGCGAACAUUUAGCGACUCGUUAGCGCAUCAUAUUCCAUCUCAGGAAAAAAAUUAUUCCUUACACGAGUCUAUUUACAACUUGAGAAAAAAGGGAUUCACCAGCUGUGGCAGUGUCGUCGCUAAAAAAGGAGAAAAUUAUGACUGGUUGACCCAUGCAAGACAAGUUUUGUCCUCAAUUUCCACUUCAUCCCUGUUCAAUUACAGUUCGGCAUCCGCCCUCCAAUCCAAACUGGUCUUGUCCCGGGCAAUUAGCGGUCUUAAGAGAUCAUUCGACACGACCUUCUCCGGUCAUGAGGAUCUCCUCGAAUUCUAUGCCGGCACGGGUGAUAACACGGUCGACUUUUCCACCAUGAAUGGUAUCCCUUAUUUCUGUCCAAAUAUUGGAAACCCAGAAGAGUCAGACAAUUGCGAGUGCACGACGCAGUUGGGUCAAAUGACUCAGUUGGAUAGCGACCUACUCCUCGCCGCCGGCGGAAACGCUCUCACGGCGAAACUCGUUUUAGACGAGUUAGGCACUUACGUCGCCCAACUUCGGGGCGACAUUGUGAAUCGUAUUCGGCAAGAAAUGUAUGCAAAUGAGCUAAUUAAUGGCACUGAGGGGGGUCACUUGCACACAAAAUUGAAAGAACUUUUAUACACUAAUGACUACCCCUGGAUCGAGUUUAAGGAAUUCGUGUCCACCCUGCUUACCUUCGGGCCGUGGGUUGGCACCAUCAGAGCAGAAAUUUUGGAAGAGUAUGGCCCCGAAAUGGGGAAUUUGGUUGGGAUAACUGAGGUCAAAGACAGUUUUGAGGAACUGAUCGCCUUUGACUUGGCGCAUGUCGGGGUUUGGGGUCAAUGUCCGAUCGACGUGUCGCAAAGGGUUGACAAAUUGGGCGGGAUGUUGACCUGGGAGGAAUUUAUUUGGUUGGAGGUGAAAGUUGAGGAGGUAAUUCGGACAGCAAAUUAUACCGGAAACGGGUACAAGUGGGGAAUGUUGAGGGUGAUUCGGGAGGAAAUAGAUGCCGUGCUGGGGGUCGGGUUUAAAUCCAAGUUGCCCAGCGAGCUGGAGUAUGUGCCCAGUUUUGUGAGGAAUGUGCACUAUUUGGGGGUGAAAAGUUAUUUGAGGUUUUGGGAGGUGGAGUGGGAGCGGUGGGUGGGGCAGUGGGACCCACUCGCACUUUUGGUGGAGAAGAGGGAUAAGUUUCCGGACGAGUUGUUCAUCCCGAAAGAGGAGUAGGGUGAAAGUGGUGAAAGUUUGGUGGAGAUGGAUUAAUGAAGAUUAAGUCGUAAACCAUUUAAAUUCUUUGAGUUAAAAAGUAAAGUUUUAUUGCACUCAUUCUUAUUGAGAAUCCCGUAUUCUUAGUUUUUCCUCAUAAAAAAUGGCAUUUCAUGAAAAAUUAUACCGUAUUUACUUAAAAAAGAGUGUGGCAAGUGAUUUCAUACCGUUUAAUUUCAUGUUGAACAGUUUAUUUAUGUACAUAUUUGGUUGCUCUAAUUUUAAUCUUAUUUAUUGGUUUACAUAAUUUUGCGUAAUAAUUUUUAGCUGCAUUUAGUGGAGUCAUAUCUGUAAAUUAGUGAGUAUAUAACCUUAAUCGAUAAGAUGGCAAUAUAAAUAUGUAUGAAAUUAUUAAAAUAAGUCAUUUAUUUCUUGAAUAACUUAAUAAAUACAAUUACGAGCCAUUGUCUUUUCAUUUAUAUUAAAAA